This is a messenger RNA of Entelurus aequoreus (snake pipefish), 4008 nucleotides long. RefSeq names its product lysine (K)-specific demethylase 2Aa (gene kdm2aa). Gene Ontology annotation, molecular function: transcription coregulator activity; zinc ion binding; histone demethylase activity. NCBI's taxonomy places the organism in Eukaryota, Metazoa, Chordata, Actinopteri, Syngnathiformes, Syngnathidae. Gene Ontology annotation, biological process: regulation of transcription by RNA polymerase II; protein demethylation. The record is from RefSeq and is a predicted model, not a curated record. The transcript is spliced from 23 exons.
AAAAAGGUGGCUUGCCAACCGCCAUUAACAGGAGAAGAAGACGACGAAGACGGAAAGAGAAGAAGAAUACAAUAAACGACAUGGCAGAAAGCUAAGACAGCGACAUCUCAAUUGGUCUAAAAUGGGGCGGUCCAGUACUCGGAGGCGUUAUCAUGAGGAUGGCAUCUCAGAUGAGGAAAUUGAUGGCAAAAGAAUGUUUGAUCUGGAGGAAAAGGUCAACAGCCAAAGAUUCCCCUCUGAUCGGAUCAUUCGCAUGAAAGGAGAAGAUUUUACUUAUGAGUUCAUCCAAAGAGGUGGCAUGAAAGACCCACUCCUCUUUGAGGAAACUGACGGCCUGGGGAUAAAGAUGCCUGAUCCAGACUUCAGUGUCACUGAUGUCAAGAUGUUUGUUGGUAGCAGACGUAUGAUUGAUGUCAUGGAUGUGAGCACUCAGAAGGGAACAGAGAUGUCCAUGGCCCAGUGGACACGUUAUUAUGAGAGUUGUCCGUCUCAGAGGGAGAAACUCUACAAUGUCAUCAGUCUGGAAUUCAGCCACACAAAGAUGGAAACUUUGGUCAAGAGACCUUCCACGCUAGAUCUUAUCGACUGGGUUGACAACAUGUGGCCUCGUCACUUGAAAGAGAGGCAGAGGGACUCGACCAACUCAAUUAGUGACAUGCAGUAUCCCAAAGUGCAAAAAUACUGUCUGAUGAGUGUGGAUGGAUGCUAUACAGACUUUCACAUCGACUUUGGAGGCACAUCUGUGUGGUAUCAUGUUCUGAGAGGCAGCAAGGUUUUCUGGUUGAUCCCUCCAACCACUCAGAACUUAGAGCUGUAUGAAAACUGGGUGCUGUCUGGAAAACAGGGUGAUAUUUUUCUGGGCGAUCGAGCAUCUGAAUGCCAGCGGAUAGAACUUCUGCAAGGGUGUACCUUCAUCAUACCGUCAGGUUGGAUUCAUGCUGUCUACACACCCGUGGAUUCGAUUGUGUUUGGAGGAAAUUUUCUCCACAGCUUUAACAUUCCUAUGCAAUUAAACAUCUGCAAUAUUGAGGACCGCACACGGGUUCCAGUGAAGUUCCGUCACCCAUUCUUUUAUGAAAUGUGCUGGUAUGUGUUGGAGCGAUAUGUCUUCAGUCUGACCAAGACGUCUUAUCUUACGCCAGAUUUCCAGAAAUGGUCUAUAGGCACCGAUCCAGCUAGUGAACGAAUGAAAGAAGAAGAUACAAGUGCACCUGAAGAAGAUGAUUCAGAGCAGCUGUCUGAAAGACCAGUUCUUUUCACUCCGUUGGAACUGGAGGGGUUGUGGACCUUGGUGGGGAAACUUGAGUCACUGCCAUCCAACAAGAAGUGUGUCCCUGCAGGGAUACACAAUUCCCAGGCACUCAUCACACAUUUUAAGGCAAUACUAAAGGAGCACGCUAACGACAAUCCCAAACAAGCUUACACUGGAAAACCUAUUGUCAGGUGGCCAAAGAGGACGAUAACUUAUCAUCCACCUCCUCCACCACAACCUCAUCUUCGUUCUAAACCCACCAAUGCUCCAAUCCAACGCACACAGAAGCCUGCUUCUUCCAUGUCUGUUCUGAGAAGGCGUAGGGUCAGAUGUAAGCGCUGUGACGCAUGUGUCAGAACUGAAUGUGGAGACUGCAAUUUCUGCAGAGACAUGAAGAAGUUUGGAGGACCUGGAAAGCUCAAGCAAACGUGUGUGCUGCGCCAGUGUCUCUCGCCUGGACUUCCACUGUCGGCAGUUUGUGAAGUAUGCAAGGAGCCCAAUCACGAGGAAACUGGAGAUGGCUUCUAUUCUCUGAUGGAAUGUUCCAACUGUGCACAGAUCGUCCACCCUGCUUGCCUCACGGUUCAGGGUGAAGGAGUUAUCAAUAAAGACCUACCGAGUUGUUGGGAAUGUCCAAAGUGUAUUGAAGGGCUCAAUGACUCUGAGGUACGCAACUGAAAACCGUGAACAGCCCAGAUUUACUUGACAUGCUUACUUCAUCACUUUCUUUUUCCUUCUUCUUUCCAGAAACGGAAAUCGUCUACUCUCCUGGAUGCCCGCAUGGCAAAGAUCUUCCGACAACAAAGACACAACCGUGAUGGAGAUUCCAGUGACGACGAGGAUGAAGCCACUCAGAGAAAAAGGAUGCGGCUUCAUCGAGGGGGGCAUUCUUCUUCCAGGAGAGGGUUUGGUAGCAACCGGCGGGGACUCCUCAAAGGAGGGUUGGCCCUGAGAGGAAGCCGGGAAAGUCCUUCCCUCAUGAAGAUGAAGGCUGGAAGUGGCAUGAAUGGCAGGCGGAGGAGAGGGGUGAGGUUGAGGGGGGGCUCCAGGAUCCAGCAAAGAGGACAUUCAACUGAGGAGUCUGAUUAUGAAGAUGAAGAGGAGGAUGAUGACGGUAGUGAAAACGGAGACCAAGAUCAGCCUCCUUAUCAGCCUAGUAGGAGGUUCAAGACUGAAGAUGAGGAAGAUGAGGACAGCGAGAGACAGGAGUUUGACCUUGACGAAGAGGAAAUGGACAAUUUUGAAGAUGAAGAUGGGCAGGAAGAGUUCUGGGAUUCUGACCCAGAACCUCCAGUGCUGCUGGUGUCUGAUCUGAAUGAUGACAUCCUGUGUGGAUCCUACCUGACUGUGACUCUGCAAAGUCCCAACAAGACCGACAGACCUGGUUCUAUAGUUCCCAAACUGGAAGCUGCCAUGGGUUUUAAGACACUAAAUGCAGGUGGGCAUCCGGGCUUGAACAAAAAGUCCACUUUGUCCAAACCUUCACGCUUCAAGAGCAGUGACAACAAACGUGAUGGACAAAGUCAACAAGGACCAGGAAGGUCAGGUCUCCGCAGUAACUACGUCACUCGGGGCACCGCUGUGUCCUCCGAGGAAGAGGACCUGCCUGUCUCUCCCACGCUUCCAUCCCUGCCGUUCACUUCCUUUAAGGACGUGGGUGACAGUGGAGGCGAGAAGGACGUGUGGGUGUCUGUGUUCAAGUACCUGAACAGAGCUGAGUUGCUGAAGUGCAUGACGGUGUGCAAAGCCUGGUACAAGUGGACGUUUGAUAAGCAUCUUUGGAGUCGUAUGGAUUUGAGUCGCUGCAGCCCUCUGAGUAACAAAGCAUUGGCAGGCAUCAUAAAACACCGGCCCACCUCCUUGGACCUGUCAUGGACCCCUCUGGCCAAAAGACAGCUCACUUGUCUUCUCAGCAGACUUCCAGGUCUUCGUGAAUUAAGGCUUGCUGGAUUGUCGUGGUCGUGCCUGUCAGCUCUAGCCUCCCCCACCACGCCCCACCUUCGACUGCUAGACCUGCGCUGGUGUGAAGGAAUUAAAGAUGAUCAAAUCAAAGAGCUCCUCACCCAACAUGGCUCGGAGUCUUCUCGCUGCAGACUGAAGAACAUGCUGACAUUGCACCUUUCCGGUCUGGAGAUCAGCGAGUCCACCGUGAGGCUGCUACAGCGUCAUAUGCCACACCUGGAGAAGCUCGACCUGGCUCACUGCAAGGACAUAACAGAUUCCUCUGUAGCACUGCUGGCUGCGGGGGGCACUCAGACACGCAACCACCUUAGUGAACUCACUCUCACAGGUUGCUGCCAGCUGACAGAUGGAUGUAUGUCGUACCUGAAGAGACUGUCCUCUUUGGCUCUUCUGGACUUGAGAGGCUGCACGAGCAUCAGCAUGCAAGCCUGCAACGCCUUCAUCGCUGACCAGUCGCACGCCGCCGUGUACUGCAUGAUGGAGGACAGGCUCAUCCAGUGUCUCGUCUAACACAUCACAACAUGCGUCCCAGAACUACUGCAAGGUUUGUAGUUCAACAUGCACUCCAAGCAACUGAAGUAGAAGACAAGUAUUGUUAUGUAUUGCCUAUGAAAGACUGAGAUACUUUUAAAGCAUCAUGGGAAAGGACUGGAACGCCCUUGUCUGUGGACGACGCUGACUCGGUCGUUGUAAAAAAACUUGGGACAUUGUCUUGAUUGUUAUCUGGAUGCCAUUUUUACAAAAUGUAAUUAAAGUGGGAAUCAUUGUGUGCUAUAUUAUUAUGCAAGUGAUUU